AAGUAUUCUGCAAUUCUGAGAUGAUUUCAGCACUGAUCAAUACUUUGUUGCCUGCUCUUUCAUGAUGAAGGCCUUGGACGAUCAGGUAGUCCAAGAAGAACCAGGAUUCCAAGAUGAAGAGGAAUCCUUUUUUCAAGAUGUAGAUUUGCUUCAAAAGCAUGGAAUUAAUGUAGCUGAUAUUAAAAAGCUGAAGUCAGUAGGGAUCUGCACUAUCAAAGGAAUCCAGAUGACAACAAGACGGGCACUGUGCAAUGUGAAAGGGCUUUCAGAAGCCAAAGUGGACAAGAUUAAAGAAGCAGCAAACAAGCUUAUUGAACCAGGCUUUCUGACAGCUUUUGAGUACAGUGAAAAACGGAAGAUGGUUUUUCAUAUUACUACUGGCAGCCAGGAAUUUGAUAAGCUGCUGGGUGGUGGGAUUGAAAGCAUGGCAAUCACUGAGGCCUUUGGAGAGUUCAGGACAGGAAAAACUCAGCUAUCUCACACCUUGUGUGUGACAGCUCAGCUUCCCGGACCAGAUGGCUACACAGGUGGGAAGAUUAUCUUCAUUGAUACUGAAAACACUUUCCGGCCGGACCGACUGCGGGACAUUGCUGAUCGCUUCAGUGUUGACCACGAUGCAGUACUUGACAACGUGCUGUAUGCACGUGCAUACACCAGUGAACAUCAGAUGGAGUUGCUUGACUAUGUAGCCGCCAAGUUCCAUGAGGAAGCUGGUAUCUUCAAGCUAUUGCAACAGAAACUUGCUCAGAUGCUGUCAAGGCUCCAGAAGAUAUCAGAAGAAUAUAACGUGGCGGUGUUUGUGACUAAUCAGAUGACUGCUGAUCCAGGAGCAACUAUGACCUUUCAGGCAGACCCAAAGAAGCCCAUUGGGGGCCACAUCCUUGCGCAUGCCUCAACUACCAGGAUUAGUUUGAGGAAAGGGAGAGGGGAGCUGCGUAUUGCAAAGAUAUAUGACAGUCCUGAGAUGCCUGAAAACGAAGCUACAUUUGCAAUAACUGCUGGUGGGAUUGGGGAUGCCAAAGAAUAG
Messenger RNA from Tinamus guttatus (white-throated tinamou), 1027 nucleotides. Lineage: Eukaryota; Metazoa; Chordata; Aves; Tinamiformes; Tinamidae. The record is from RefSeq and is a predicted model, not a curated record.